This is a messenger RNA of Hibiscus syriacus, 1403 nucleotides long. RefSeq names its product probable DNA helicase MCM9. Bases 1 to 1254 code for a protein of 417 amino acids. Gene Ontology annotation, biological process: double-strand break repair via homologous recombination. The record is from RefSeq and is a predicted model, not a curated record. Gene Ontology annotation, cellular component: nucleus; MCM complex. The transcript has 13 exons. Lineage: Eukaryota; Viridiplantae; Streptophyta; Magnoliopsida; Malvales; Malvaceae. Gene Ontology annotation, molecular function: ATP binding; single-stranded DNA helicase activity; single-stranded DNA binding.
AUGUUAGGACUGACUCAGGCCUUCAAUAUUAUAAUUUUUUGUACAGGUACGGGGAAAUCUCAGUUCCUCAAAUUUGCUGCAAAAUUAAGCAACCGAUCUGUCAUCACAACUGGUCUGGGAAGCACUAGUGCUGGACUGACUGUUACUGCUGUCAAGGAUGGUGGGGAGUGGAUGUUAGAAACUGGGGCCCUUUUUCUAGCAGAUGGAGGUCUUUGUUGUAUUUACGAAUUUGAUAGUAUGAGAGAACACGAUAGGGCAACCAUAUAUGAAGCAAUGGAGCAGAAGACUAUAAGUGUUGCAAUGGUAGAGCAUUUUUGCCACAUUCGUUACCAUAACUUGAGUUUGAAUUCACGCGGAUCACUAUUUUGGAAAGUUGAGAGUUGUGAGAUUUGUGAAGUUUAUGGUGGAUGCCAUUGCCUCCUUGGAAGAAUGAAGUGGAAGAAGGCAGUAGAAGAAGAACUUUCAGCCCUUGAAAACAACAAAACUUGGGUUAUUGUCAAUCUUCCUAAAGAUAAGAAACCGAUUGGCUGCCAAUGGGUAUUUACUGUGAAAUACAAGGCAGGUGGCAGUGUUGAGCUGUAUAAGGCUGGCCUUGUUACUGCUCUUAGUACCAGGACAAUUGUUUUUGGGGCAACAAAUCCCAAAGGACACUAUGAUUCUGAUCAACCUCUUUCUGUCAAUACGUCACUCUCUGGUCCCUUACUAAGUAGAUUUGAUAUUGUCCUUGUCCUCUUGGAUACAAAGAACCCUGAAUGGGAUGCAGUUGUAUCAUCACACAUUCUGGGUGAGGGAGAAUACAAAAAUGCCAAGCUGGAUGAAGAUCUAGCAAAUAUCUGGCCACUUUCUAUCCUUUGGUGGUAUAUUGGCUACGCAAAAAAACACUUCAAACCAGUGCUUACAAAAGAGGCCAAAAAGGUUAUCUCAAGUUACUAUCAACUCCAAAGGAGAUCAGCCACACAUAACGCAGCAAGAACAACAGUGCGCAUGCUUGAAAGCUUGAUACGCCUUGCUAAAGCACAUGCGAGGCUUAUGUUCAGAAAUGAGGUCACCAGAUUAGACGCCAUAGCAGCCAUUUUAUGCAUUGAAUCAUCCAUGACCAUCUCUUCUAUUAUAGACAGCAUAGGGAAUGCCCUGCACUCCAAUUUCACCGAAAACCCUGAUCAGGAAUAUGCCAAGCAAGAAAAAGUAAUUCUUGAAAAGUUCAGUUUGGUUGAUGAGUCCCAGGAAUCAAAUGGCUUGGGAGGCUUCUGCUGAUGGAAAAUUUGCAAGAACAUGGAAUCAUCCUUGUUGCUUUUCGGAUUGCGUUAACAGCCGUAAGCUGUUCUUAUAGAAAAUUUACCUUUUUGCACUUUGCUAGGAUAGCGAAAUGCUAGUCUUGAAGUAGAUGUUGAGAAAGUUCAGAA